Messenger RNA from Euleptes europaea (tarantolino), 1407 nucleotides. It is a transcript of the gene PBX3, whose product is annotated as PBX homeobox 3. Gene Ontology annotation, molecular function: RNA polymerase II cis-regulatory region sequence-specific DNA binding; DNA-binding transcription factor activity, RNA polymerase II-specific. NCBI's taxonomy places the organism in Eukaryota, Metazoa, Chordata, Lepidosauria, Squamata, Sphaerodactylidae. The record is from RefSeq and is a predicted model, not a curated record. Gene Ontology annotation, cellular component: nucleus. Bases 89 to 1390 code for a protein of 433 amino acids. The transcript has 9 exons. Gene Ontology annotation, biological process: animal organ morphogenesis; neuron development; eye development.
CUCCUUCGGCGUACCGUUUCUUCAGCUCCUGCCGCCGCUUGCUGCUGCUCGUCUCUAAAAGUGCAUUGAUUGGGCUGCGGAAGGAGGUAUGGAUGAACAGUCCAGGAUGUUGCAGACUCUGGCCGGCGUGAACCUUGCUGGCCACUCGGUGCAGGGGGGCAUGGCUCUGCCUCCUCCCCACGGACACGAAGGGGCAGACGGCGACGGCCGAAAGCAAGACAUAGGAGACAUCCUGCACCAGAUCAUGACCAUCACGGACCAGAGCUUGGAUGAGGCGCAAGCAAAAAAGCAUGCAUUGAACUGCCACAGAAUGAAGCCUGCUUUGUUUAGUGUCCUCUGUGAAAUCAAAGAGAAAACAGGUCUCAGCAUCCGAGGAGCUCAAGAGGAAGAUCCUCCUGACCCCCAGCUAAUGCGAUUGGACAAUAUGCUUCUGGCAGAAGGGGUUUCAGGUCCCGAGAAAGGUGGAGGUUCGGCGGCGGCAGCAGCAGCAGCGGCGGCUUCCGGCGGGACUUCAGAUAACUCUAUCGAACACUCAGAUUACAGGGCCAAAUUGACCCAGAUCAGACAGAUCUAUCAUACGGAGUUGGAGAAAUAUGAACAGGCAUGUAACGAAUUUACCACGCACGUGAUGAACCUUCUCCGAGAGCAAAGCCGGACGCGUCCCAUUUCUCCAAAGGAGAUUGAGAGGAUGGUGGGCAUCAUCCAUCGGAAGUUCAGCUCCAUCCAGAUGCAGCUCAAACAAAGCACUUGUGAAGCAGUCAUGAUCUUAAGAUCACGGUUCCUUGACGCCAGGCGGAAAAGGCGUAACUUCAGUAAACAAGCCACAGAAAUCUUGAAUGAGUAUUUUUACUCUCACCUCAGCAAUCCCUACCCCAGUGAAGAAGCCAAAGAAGAGCUGGCAAAGAAAUGCAGCAUCACAGUAUCACAGGUAUCUAACUGGUUUGGCAACAAGAGAAUCAGGUACAAGAAGAACAUAGGGAAAUUUCAGGAAGAAGCCAACCUCUACGCAGCAAAAACAGCGGUGACUGCAGCACAUGCCGUGGCAGCAGCUGUCCAAAACAACCAGACAAAUUCUCCCACCACACCAAACUCUGGUUCUUCUGGUUCUUUUAACCUCCCUAAUUCUGGGGACAUGUUCAUGAACAUGCAGAGUCUGAAUGGGGAUUCUUACCAGGGGUCCCAAGUCGGAGCCAAUGUGCAAUCACAGGUGGAUACCCUGCGUCAUGUUAUCAAUCAGACGGGAGGAUACAGUGAUGGCUUGGGAGGAAAUUCGCUGUACAGUCCACAUAAUUUAAAUGCUAACGGAGGCUGGCAGGAUGCGACUACUCCAUCUUCUGUGACCUCGCCAACAGAAGGCCCGGGAAGUGUGCACUCCGAUACCUCUAACUAAUGUCCUCACAACACUUA